UCGCUGUCGGUCCCUUUCUCACUUUCUUCGGAAGUCCUUUCUGCUUGUGCUUGUGAGGCGAAGUUACCUGGACAUUUUAGGUGUCGUUUGUUGAUCUUGUUAGUGGUAAGUGAGGUGUCUAGUGUUAGUUAAAUUGUGAAUGAAGUUUUAGUGUGAAUUUAUCGGUUUUGUUAUGUAAAAACUAACAGCAAACCUAUCCUACAUCUUACCAGCUAGAUGCUCUUAUUAUUGUUUUGAUACGGAUGGAGAUUACCUGACUGAGAAGGCAACAUGGGCAUGUGCUGUAGCCGGCACGGCCCGGACCGUCCACUCGUGUACCACCAUGGGUACAAGGGAGAAGGUCUGGAAGGCCAGGUGGGUCCAGGAGACCCCAGAUACACCCCAGACCCCAACAGAGCUGGCGGAGUCACCGUCAAGAGACAGGGUCACGACAUCAUCCGCACACCUACCACACCCUUUCAUCCAAGUUGUUCGAGAGGUCGUAUCGUGGUGGCCGUGUACAACUACCAGUCUAGAGAAGCUGCCGAUGUUUCGUUCAUCAAAGGCGACAGAAUGGAGAUACUGGACGAUAGUGAGCCGGAUUGGUGGAGAGUUAGACAUCUCAAAACUGGAGAUGAGGGUCUCAUACCUUGGAACUUUGUGGCCGAGGAGAAAUCCGUAGAGAGUGAAGACUGGUUCUUUGGGAAAAUCUCCCGCAAAGAAGCUGAAAAGCUGUUAAUGCUAGAGGAGAAUGCAAGAGGCACGUUCUUAGUUCGGGAUUCUGAACAUAAUCCUCAUGGAUACUCAUUGAGUGUUAAAGACUGGGAGGAAUCGAGAGGAUAUCACGUGAAACACUACAAGAUUAAACCUUUAGACAACGGAGGUUACUACAUAGCUACUAAUCAGACCUUCCCUACCUUGCCUGCGUUAGUGCUGGCUUACACAAAGAAUGCGUUAGGUCUGUGUCACGUACUGGCUCGUCCUUGUCCCAAACCUCAGCCACAGAUAUGGGACUUAUCACCCGACAUGAGGGACCAAUGGGAGAUUGACCGUAGCGAGGUGCAACUAAUACGGAAACUCGGCCAUGGCAACUUUGGCGAGGUUUGGUACGGCAAGUGGCGCAACAAUAUCGAGGUGGCAGUCAAGACGUUGCGCCAAGGUACGAUGUCGACUCAGGCGUUCCUGCAGGAGGCAGCCAUCAUGAAGAAGUUCCGUCACGACCGGCUGGUGGCGCUGUACGCCGUGUGUUCUAAAGAGGAACCUGUUUACAUCGUACAGGAGUAUAUGAACAAGGGAAGUCUGCUGGAGUUGCUCCGGAACAUUGACAAGCAGCUGCAGUUCGCCGACCUCAUAUACAUCGCUGCUCAGGUGGCUAGUGGAAUGGCAUACCUGGAGCUAAAACAGCUGAUACAUCGAGACUUGGCCGCCCGCAAUGUACUCAUCGGGGACAACAACAUCGCCAAGAUUUGCGACUUUGGCUUGGCCAGAGUCAUAGAGGACGAUGAAUACUGUCCAAGACAAGGUUCUCGUUUCCCAGUCAAGUGGACGGCUCCAGAAGCGAUUGUUUAUGGCCGCUUCUCCAUCAAAUCGGACGUCUGGUCGUUCGGAAUCUUACUCAUGGAGCUCUUCACCUAUGGUCAAGUCCCGUACCCAGGGAUGCACGGAAGAGAUGUUAUAGAACAGGUGGAGCGAGGUUAUAGAAUGCCUAAACCGACCUCACACUUCCUUCCAGACCCGAUCUACCGGCUAAUGCUGCAAUGUUGGGACGCAGAUCCCGACAAACGGCCAACAUUCGAGUUCCUCAACCACUACUUCGAAGACUUCACAAUCACAUCGGAACUUCCGUACAAGGAAGUGCUCGAUUGAUACGGCUUUGAUUGCGACUUGGUCUUUCUUGUAUGAACUGGUUAGGGUAGAAUGUCGUGUCGGAAGUUGUGAUAAGCUAACGAGGUGCUAAAGCACAUUUGGUGCUACGAAAGAUUGAUCUCAGAUAAUGUACUACGGACUCUUCAGUGUACGAGUACUUUUUCCUACUCUUACUGACUUUGCAAACCUUUGCGCUUGGAGACGUAUUUGGUAUGUCACCAAUGACAAUAAGUCAUUUACUGGCAUUUUGGAAAGUAUAGAUUGUGUCAAUUUGGCGUGUGGAAGGGAUAAGAGAUAGGCUCUCAACAAUACCAAGAGUUACACCACUAGCUAGUGGUGUUGUUAAUCCAAUGGUAAUCAAUUGUUGAGAUGAGUGUACAAGAUAACAUGGAUGGUGGUGAGGAAAGGGUUCCUGUACGAGUCUAAUUGCCACAAUCUAUACUUGUAUCGGGUGAAUACCUUGAUUUGACUAUACCCUGUAAAGAAUAUUCUAUCGUUUCAAUGUGUCUUAAAAUGUUAACACUAGCAACACAAGGUUUUUUAAUAAUACUUGAUGUACGAUGUUUGUAUCUCUUUUAGAAUCAAGGAACAAAGGUAUUUAUUUAUGAAGGUAUUGAUUGAUGAAGUUAUUAAAAACUAUGUAGAGUUUCAACAAUACUCCUAACUAAAUGGAACUAUACCAAUCAGAAUGGGAGAAAUAGCAUAUAAACAUAAUGUGUUAAAAGUCCAGUUAAUAAUUUCAAGGUUUCGUGUUGCUAAUGUUACUGGUCCACUGACUUUUCCAAUUUAACCAAAUGUAACUUAAGAUUAGGUUUUGUACAUUAUUCAUAUUUAUCGAAAGCUUAAGCUUUUUCUACUUUGUCGUCAAAGCGAACUACUUGACUGACUGUAUAUUGUAGUUAGCAGAAAUGUUAAUGGCUUGUAUCUAAACAAGUAGAUAACAAGUGUAACCUAUAUCUUCUGUAAUGUUUUUGUAAUUAUGUUAUGUAUUUAUGGAAGUGAAUAAUUUUAAGCCAACAUAUUUGUUUGAAUUUAGUUAAAACUCAAAAACUGCCUCUUUACACAAAUUAUUUGCAUAUAUUUUUAUUUCCAACCCAGUAUUAAGGAUUAGUUUUUAAAAUAUAAGGAUACUCAUUAUGCCCGUGUUAAUGCUUAGAAGAAAUAUAUAUUUUUGUAUAAUUUACCAAAAGAAUCGCUUGUAAGUUUCCUAUCAAGUUCAUAAUAUUUAAUUUAAUCACACUGUCAUAAAAUCAUGAAGAUAUCCAUUUCAUUCAUAUAAAGUUGAAUCAGUUAUUACAAAUCAGAAUCAAAUCAACUUGUUGGUUAUGAUGUUCUAGACUUUUUAUGGAACAAAAAACAUUAGUAACACCUAGAUUUGUUACAAUAUGUUUAGUUCUAAAAUAUUGAAAUUUGUUCUACUGUUAGAACUGGUUUUAUUGAGCCAGUAACUGAAUAUUUGAAAAUAUUAAUUAAUCAAUGAAUCAACCUAGAACAAUUUGCUUAUUUACAACAUACAGUGGAAAUCACAAUAUUCCGAUGUAGCCAACCGCAUUUAAAAACUUUCUACAGUGUCCACUGCGCAAGUCUCUUUUCAAUUCAAUAGAUUAUCUGUAAUUGAUAAAAAAAAAAUAAUGUGUUCAAUAUAUUUGUUGUCAAAACACGUAUUUGUAAAAGGCUUUUUUGACAGUAAAUACUGUAUCUGUAACUUUUAAUGUGUUUUUGUUCUCUGAUUGUUUUUUAUCAAAUAAGUUAUCUAACAUAUUUUCUGUUUCAAUCGCAGUAUUGUCUUGCUCCAAUGGAUAUGAAUGGUUUUCUUUAUAGCUUACAUUUAUCUAUUGGUGGAAAAAAGUUGUACAUCAGAUAAGACACACUCUGUCGAAGGAUCAAUUUAAUUAGGUUACUUUUUAUUUUUAAACUGGUUACAUGUCUAUUGUCUUUUUCUAUCAACAUUUAACGAGCCCUCAAAAAAAUAUUCUUAAAUAAAUCUUAGGGUUACCAUAAUGUGGUCGAUCAUUAAAAUCUUUCUUUAGAAUGUCCAGUUGAAACCAAUUGCUCAAAGACAAUUCUCACGUGAACUUACCAUUCUUCAUCAUCCACAAGAAUUCACUUAUUUAGUUUAAUUAUAUGCAUGUACUAUUUAUUUUAUGUUUUAGUUAUGUAUACAUUGUAUGAUAGGCUUAGUAGAAAAUAAACCUUGCGAAUAGGUUCCUUAACUGAUAAUAGUGAAAAUUAGUCAUUUAACUUUGUACUUAAGUUUUAAACUUUUGUAAUCCCUUUUAGGUAUUUUUUAAAGAAUUGCAAGUUUAGUUAGUUUUUAUGAUUUUGAAAACUUACCGUGCCAAUUAUUUUUACAGUUAUUUUUAUAAUUGAAAAACUGUGCUUCUGUCAGAGAAAUUGUGCCUUCUUUAAUUUUUCUCUCUAAACAGUUUCUGCUACCAAAUAACAUAGAAAAAGGGUUACUCACAAAAUACAAAGUAGCUAAAACAUUAAGGGAGGUGAGGAUAUUUUAAUAAUACCUUGUAACCAGCAUUAAAGUAUAGUUAUUUUAAAAGUAGGUAGGUACAUUUUUCAAUAUAAAGAGUUUUGUGAACCAAUUGUUAUGUGCAAGGCAUUUAAUUUUGUUCAGGUUGAGAUUAUUUCUACAAACAUUUGGUUUUGUCACCAAUCUUUCAUUCACUCAUAUUUGGAUUAAAAUACGCACAUAGUGGCGCCCCCAUCUUAUAUAAUUGAUAAUUGAAGGUGAUUCCUAUUGUAUUGUUAUGUAUUGUGUUAAGAGUUAAGUGAAUUUUCAAACUUUAAACACAAAAGUUGAUUUUCAGCUUUGAAGGCUGAAAUAUAGAUUUUUCCAGGCUCUAAAACUAUAGCCUUUUUUAGUGUGACGAAGUUGAUUUUUUUCAAGAGCAUGUUUAUUUGAAUUUGAUCCGUAGUAAAAGAAUAAAAGCUCGUUGGCACAAGCUCAAUCAUUAUGAGCAAGGAUGAAAAAGCACUUUUGAUCCAUGUGAUUAACUAAUUUCACUUUUCUUCAUGGU
This is a messenger RNA of Macrosteles quadrilineatus (aster leafhopper), 4874 nucleotides long. RefSeq names its product tyrosine-protein kinase Src64B (gene Src64B). The transcript has 12 exons. Gene Ontology annotation, cellular component: extrinsic component of cytoplasmic side of plasma membrane. Bases 271 to 1845 code for a protein of 524 amino acids. The record is from RefSeq and is a predicted model, not a curated record. Gene Ontology annotation, biological process: cell surface receptor protein tyrosine kinase signaling pathway; cell differentiation; innate immune response. Gene Ontology annotation, molecular function: ATP binding; signaling receptor binding; non-membrane spanning protein tyrosine kinase activity. Lineage: Eukaryota; Metazoa; Arthropoda; Insecta; Hemiptera; Cicadellidae.